AUGGCACUCGCCGUAAAACAGCCAGGAUCCUACAUCGCCAAGCAUGUAUACAGGCUAGCAGAGACUAUUGAUGUUGGCCACUUUAAGGCUUCUUGGGAGCAGACUGUCCAAUUGUGUAGCAAUUUGAGAACGAGAAUUGUAAUGAACGAGGGAGCAUCCCUGCAAGUCGUCAUCGACAAUGAUAUCAGCUGGGAUGAGACAAGCGAUCUGUCUUUGGCAGCCUAUUUGGAUGAAGAGCUUGUAAUGGAAUAUGGAUCGCGUUUGUCGCGUUACACCAUUGUCGGCGACUCAAACGGGCCAAAGUAUUUCGUCUGGACAGCACAUCACGCCGUCAUCGACGGGUGGACAGUACAGAUCAACCUUGAAACGCUUCAGCGAAUCUAUAACAAUAGGCCUGCGCCAACGCUGCAGCCUUACGCCAAUUUUAUCAACUACAUCAGGCAACUCGACCAACAGGCUGCAGCAGACUAUUGGAUUUCUGAAUUGGAGGGUGCUCAGCGGCCUACAUUUCCACCUGCUGGCCCUCUUUUCCAAGCCGCGGCGUCAGACACCAGCGCAACGCGAGUUCUGAAUACCCGAAUUGCGUUUCCAUCUUUUGACAAAUCGUCCAUCACAAAACCCUCAGUUCUUAGAGCAGCGUGGGCGAUUAUCCUUGGCCGAUACAGCGAUACUGACGACGUGUGCUUCGGAGUGACUACUUCAGGUCGGCAAGCACCCGUUCAAGGCUUGUUAGAUAUGGCUGGCCCAGCAAUAUGUACACUGCCUGUUAGAAUU
Molecule: messenger RNA, 774 nt
Organism: Trichoderma atroviride IMI 206040
Lineage: Eukaryota; Fungi; Ascomycota; Sordariomycetes; Hypocreales; Hypocreaceae
Source: RefSeq, a predicted model, not a curated record